AUGUUAAAAGCAGAGUCAAUUAGUACAUUAAGUGAUCAUGAAGAUGAUAUUGACAAUUUGGAAGGUUCUAUAAUAUGGUCCCAAGAGGAGCCACUUUCUUCCAAUGAAAUAUUGGAAUUAUCGGUACAGGAUGAAAGAGAAAACAGCUUAUUUACUUUUUGUCGGUUAUGUGCUGGUCAAACCACUAAUCCAAUAUAUAUUUAUUCUGAAUCUGGCGAAUCAAUGAAAUUGGCACAUAAAAUAAAUACAUGUCUAAGCGUUAAGAUUAAGAAGACAGACCCAUUACCAAAGCAGCUUUGUUUGACCUGCGUUGAGAAAGUAAACUGGUGUGAUACAUUUGAUACACAAUGCAUUAAAGCAGAGGAAAUUCUGUCAACGAUGUUAAAGGAGAAACAAUCUUUUAACAUUUCCGAUCGACUUUCUUCUGAUCAACAAUCCUGUCCUUUAUGUAUAAAGGGUUUCAUGAAUACGUGUGAGGAGACAUUACAGAAUAUGAAAGAUACCGAAUUAUACGAGAAUGAUAUAAUUCUAGAAAGCAGUGAUGAAGAGAACAUUUUUAACAACGCAAAGGUCAAUAAGGAAAGCGGAAAUCGUUCUAUUACACUGCAAUGUCUGGGAAUUAAACAGAAAUAUUUAAAAUGUGGAGCGUGCAUGAAUCUUUAUCACACUGAGGAAACACUAGAUAGUCAUAAGUGUAAGCCUAGUGUACAGAAUACAACAAAACCGUACAAAUGUCUCGUAUGUGAUAAGACGUUUACUUUUGAGGAGAGAUUGAACUUUCAUAUGCAAUUUCACGAAGGCGCGAAAGCAUUGUACUGCGAGGUCUGUAAGAUAACGUUCGGUAAAGAGUUGAAGCUGUUCUAUCACUAUAAGAGACAACAUUCCAAGGAGAUUAGCGUAUCGUGUCUACAAUGCGGAAAGUUAUUUGAGAAUCAGGAGACGCUUCGAGUUCAUGUUUGCGUCGACGGUAAAAAUCGACCUCACAUUUGUGAAGUAUGCAACAAAGGCUUUUUUGAUGGCUACACCCUGAAGCGUCACAUAGUGACGCAUCUGCCUGAGAAACCUUACAAGUGCUCGGAGUGUUCGAAGAGCUUUACACAGAAAUCAAGAUUGAACAAGCAUGUCGCGAGCCACUGCAUAGUUAUCGAGAACAACCAGACGGUCUGGAAAUGCAUCCAAUGCGGUGAAGUGUUCGUCUCUUGCGAUGAUGCAGAUAUUCAUUAUAAGAUAGUACAUGAAGACAAGAUCACAUUGAUUGAGGAGCUGUUGACAUCAAAGCUAUACCAUUGUGAAUUUUGCAACAGUCAUUUCAUCAACGCGGACAACUUGAAAGCUCAUCAAAAACAUCAUGUUAUCGAAAGACCCUACACGUGUAAUACAUGCAUGGCUACUUAUAAAUCGUUCGCUGAAGCUGUUUUGCAUUGGAAGGAACAUCCUAGAUUGUUUAAAGUGCUCACCGUUUUUCUAUGCGAUAUCUGCAACAAAGAUAUGAAAGAAUUAUCCUUGCUGUACAAGCACAAGCAAAAUAGACAUGACCGUGAAUCUAGAUUAUCUGAGUCGGGCGACGCAAAGUUUAUCUGCGAACUCUGCGGGAACUUCUUCGACAAAUGUGAAGAUAUAAAGGAUCACGGACGAGAUCAGUGUUCCAAGUUCCCCUGUGAUAUUUGUGGCAGCCUGUUGCCUACAGCAAACUCGUUGAACGCGCACAAAAGGCGGCAUAACGGAUUAAGGCCGUACGUCUGUAAUAUUUGUGGAAAGAGUUACACUCAGUCCAGUCAUAUGUGGACUCACAAGAGAUUCCAUAUGGGCAUCAAGCCUUACGCUUGCGAAUAUUGCGAUCAACGUUUCACUAUAAAGCCAGACUUAGCGGAUCAUGUUAGGAAGAAACAUACGAGGGAGAGACCAUUCAAGUGCGACGUGUGCAAUAAGGCUUUCCUGACUGGGUCCGUGUUUUACCAACACAGAUUGAUACACCGUGGCGAUCGCAGAUACAAGUGCCAUUAUUGUGAAAAGGCUUUCACUAGAACGGAGGCUUUGAAUAACCACAUCAAGAUACACACCGGGGAAAAGCCACACUCGUGCGACGUAUGUGGCAGAUGCUUCAGACAGAAAGGAGAUAUGAGAAAACACAGACGCACCAAGCAUGCUUCCGAACAUGAUAAAUCUUGA
Cyphomyrmex costatus is the source of this 2169-nucleotide messenger RNA. Its product is annotated as zinc finger protein 665. Gene Ontology annotation, cellular component: nucleus. Bases 1 to 2169 code for a protein of 722 amino acids. Gene Ontology annotation, biological process: regulation of DNA-templated transcription. Lineage: Eukaryota; Metazoa; Arthropoda; Insecta; Hymenoptera; Formicidae. Gene Ontology annotation, molecular function: RNA polymerase II cis-regulatory region sequence-specific DNA binding; zinc ion binding; DNA-binding transcription factor activity, RNA polymerase II-specific. The transcript has 2 exons. The record is from RefSeq and is a predicted model, not a curated record.